CCUCCGCUUCAAGAGGAAGCCAACGCCGAACAAAGAAGAAGAAAAAAACACAAACCCCUAAUUUUUGUGUCUGUUGUUGUUUACUCUUUUUCCUUCAAACUCCUGAAAAAAGCUUUCGUAAAUCCUUCGGCCAUGGCGCACGGAGGUUAUUCCAAGAGAAGGGUCUCGGAACCGGCGGGAAGCAGCAGCAGCCGGAGGUCGAAAGCAUUACGCGUGGAGAAGAAACCUAAGAUUGUCUCACUCAAGAAUCAGAUGCGUUCCGUCGAACGAUUUCUUCGUAAAGAUUUGCCUGCUGAAGUAAAAGAGACUCUAAAACAGAAGUUGGAGUAUCUGAAGAAGCAGCAAGACGACCAUACACGUAUUGCUGUAGAGAAGAAGAUUUUCCUCAGGAACAGAAAGAUUAAGUUUUUUGAGCGGAGAAAGAUCGAAAGGAGCAUUAGGCGUCUUGAGAAGCUGCAACGUACUUCAUCUGCUCAUGUGGGAGAUGCAGAGAUUGCUGAGCAACUCACUAAACUCAAAGAAGACCUUGAAUACGUUAGGUUCUUCCCCAAAAAUGAGAAGUAUGUAUCCCUAUUUACUGGAGCCGAGGAGACAGAAGUGGUUGAGAGAAGAAGUAAAAUGCGGAAACAGAUCAAAGCCAAUAUUAUUGUUGCUGCUGCUAGUGGGAAAGAGCUAGAAGAGACAGGGAGUGAAGAUGAUGGUCUUCUGGACCUUAGUGAUGAUGAUUUCUUCGAUAAAGGGAGCUCAAGCGAUGAAGCAGACGCAGAUGAUGAAUUGACCGAUAAAAGCGCAAAGGAGGCUGCUUCUAGUGCUUCUGGUAGAGCAACAUCUGGCAUGUCUAGUGACGAAAGGAACCAGAAGCAAAACUCUGCUAGGGCUUUAAUGCCACCACCACAAGCAAGGUUUGGUGGAUCAAACUCUAGGAAGAAUUCGUAUGUGCAGAGGAAUGAGAUGCCAUCAUCCUCAAGAAACACUUCAAACAGAAGAAACGAGUCUACUUCAUUUAAUGCCAGAGCUGCUGCCGCAACUUCAUAUAGCAGUCAUAGUAGCAACUUGAGCUCCAAUUCUGAUGCUCAUAAACCUAAAAGGAAGAGACGACCUAAGAAGAAGAAGCAACAGUUGAGGUACUUGAAAGUAAAAACUGUUGAGCGAAUUCUCGUCGUUGAGACAAAAGCAGCGUGGCUUUUGUAUGCCAUUUUGAUCUCUCUGACGUUUUUGGGUUUUGUUCUUAAUCAUCGAGUUGUCGCUGAAGGUGUUAAGCCUGAUGAAGCUAAACAGCUUAGAGACGAGGUACGCGAGAUGUUCUAUCAUGCUUUUGAUGGAUAUAUGAACAAUGCGUUCCCACUCGAUGAGUUGAAACCGAUGUCCUGCCAAGGAGAAGAUACUCUUGGAGGCUAUGCGUUGACUCUGAUUGACUCGUUGGAUACAUUAGCUUUACUUGGUGACAAAGAGCGCUUCACUUCUUCUGUUGAAUGGAUUGGUAAAAACCUUCAGUUUAAUAUAAACAAGACUGUCUCUCUUUUCGAAACAACUAUCCGAGUCCUUGGGGGUUUACUUUCUGCUCAUCUGAUUGCAAGUGAUUAUGCAACGGGCAUGAGAAUUCCAUCGUAUGACAAUGAGUUACUAGUCUUGGCUGAGGAUUUGACUCGGAGAAUGCUUCCUGCAUUUGAUACACCGACUGGAAUCCCAUAUGGAUCUGUGAAUUUGAUGUACGGUAUAACAUCAACUGCGGGUGGUGGUACUUUGACUUUAGAGUUUGGCGUGCUUAGUCGGUUAACAAAUGAUCCUGUUUUCGAACAAGUUGCAAAGAACGCAGUGAGGGGACUAUGGGCACGUCGCUCAAGUCUCGACUUGGUUGGUGCUCACAUCAAUGUCUUUACAGGUGAAUGGACACAGAAGGAUGCUGGUAUAGGAACAAGCAUUGAUUCCUUCUAUGAGUAUCUCCUCAAGGCUUAUAUACUAUUUGGCGAUGAGGAAUAUUUAUACAUUUUUCAAGAAGCUUACGGUUCUGCAAUGCGGUACCUGCACAAGGAUCCUUGGUAUGUAGAGGUCAAUAUGGAUUCUGGAGCUAUUGUCUGGCCAGUUUUCAACAGCCUUCAAGCUUUCUGGCCAGGACUUCAGGUUUUAGCUGGAGAUGUUGAUCCGGCGAUUAGAACUCACACCGCCUUCUUUAGCGUCUGGAAACGAUAUGGUUUCACUCCUGAAGGUUUUAAUCUUGCUACACUUAGUGUUCAGUAUGGUCAAAAGAGUUAUCCACUGAGGCCGGAACUAAUCGAAAGCACAUAUUGGCUAUACAAAGCUACAAGAGAUCCUAGGUAUCUUGAUGCAGGACGUGACUUUGUGGCUAGUUUGCAAUACGGUGCAAAAUGUCCUUGUGGUUAUUGUCACAUCACAGAUGUAGAACUUCAUAAACAAAUAGAUCACAUGGAGAGCUUCUUCCUCGCUGAAACCGUUAAAUACUUAUGGCUACUCUUUGAUUUAGCUGUUGACUCAGAUAACCUCGUCGACAAUGGCCCUUACAAGUACAUCUUUAGCACUGAAGGUCAUCUAUUACCAUUAAUACCGCAAAUAUCUCUAGCUCGAGAGCAUUGCUCUUACUUUGGCGGAUAUUGUCCACGCAAUGCCACGAAGACUGAGCAAGAAGAAGAUGAUCUAGUCCCUGGAAUCGAGCUUGGGACUCACAGUAACAUUUAUCCUUACCACGAGUCUUUUCCAGUUACCGGUUUGAUUAAGGGUUUAUGUCCAGGACUAACUCAUGCUCAGAAAUACGGUUUGUCUUACGUUUUACCACCGGAGAAGACAGAACGUGAAGAUGUUAACCGAGCUAAACCGAUAAUCACAAGCCGGUCGAUUGUGUUGAUUCCGGAUCAAAAGAGAUCACAGGUUAAUGAUGAAGAAGAAGGGUUUACUUCUCAGUCUGAACCAAUUGUGAGUAUCUCUGGUGGUAGUAGCAGCGACCAAACUGGUCAAGAGCUAACUUUGUUAGAGUCAGAAACUGAUGAGCAAAAAGAUUAUACUAUUCUUAACUUUCUCUGAUUUAUAGUUGUUCCAAAACAAAAACAAAAACGAAAAGAUUAUAAUUUUCCUUUUUUAGAUAUAUAGAAUAUCAUCAAGAGUCUCAAAUCGAUCUUUGCCUUGAAUCCACAGAUCUGUUGUGGAGUUUACAGUAAAGUUUGAUAUCAUCUUGCACCAAAAA
Molecule: messenger RNA, 3196 nt
Organism: Thlaspi arvense
Lineage: Eukaryota; Viridiplantae; Streptophyta; Magnoliopsida; Brassicales; Brassicaceae
Source: the annotation of a GenBank genome assembly